This is a messenger RNA of Hyla sarda, 2522 nucleotides long. It is a transcript of the gene PRDM13, whose product is annotated as PR/SET domain 13. NCBI's taxonomy places the organism in Eukaryota, Metazoa, Chordata, Amphibia, Anura, Hylidae. Gene Ontology annotation, cellular component: nucleus. The record is from RefSeq and is a predicted model, not a curated record. The transcript has 4 exons. Bases 1 to 1893 code for a protein of 630 amino acids. Gene Ontology annotation, molecular function: protein binding.
AUGCACUCCAGCCGGGCUCCGGCCAUCACCGCCGACACCUGCAUCCCGGCCGGCCUGCGCCUGGGACCCGUCCUCAGCAGCUUCAAGCUGGGGAAAUACCUAUCGGACCGCAGGGAGCCGGGACCAAAGAAGAAGGUGCGAUUUGUUCGAGGAGAACUUGUGGAUGAAUCAGGGGGUCCAGCCUCGGAAUGGAUAGGGUUAAUACGAGCGGCAAGAAAUAGUCAAGAACAGAACUUGGAAGCGUUCUCUGAUUUACCAGGAGGACAGAUCUAUUACCGGACGGUGCGGGAGGUGCUGGCAGGAGAGGAGCUCACAGCCUGGUACUCUAAUGCCUUGGCCCAGUGCUUCGAUAUCGCUACCACCGCUACCCCAACACAUGACGAGAAAGGUGAAGAACGCUAUAUUUGCUGGUAUUGCUGGAGAACCUUCAAGUUUCCCAACACCUUAAAAGCUCACAUCCAUUUCCACUGUGCUCUGAACAAUGGCAGAAGCUUCAUCAGCAAUGAGCACAUGAGGAGCGCAGACAUUUUCAGCCUGUCCCCUAAAGCCCCAGAUGGGGUGUCUAAUCUCCCCCCAACACUAAGGGGGAACCAUCAGCAGACCAACGGGGCAACCAGAGACACUAUUAAAAGGGAGUCCUCCUUGUCUCCAGCUUUAAACAAACUGGGGGUGAUCAAAAAGGCUCUUGGGAAGGAAGAGCAGGACAGAGCCCUGGACAUGAGCGUCAACUCUGCCAGAAGCCAUGGCCAAUUUGUAGGCUUGGUGGGGAAUACUUGUGCUGGGAACGGGAUGCCUUUUUAUCCAGGCUUGAGGUCGGCCUUUAAACCCACUGGACUGUCUAAGUUGCCCCACACCGAUGCUGCCCGGGAGGACCCAAAAUCAAGCAGCCUGGGCUUUAGUAAACUUUUGGGGACUAUCAAGCCAAGUCGCUCAGGAAAUGAAAGCUUAGUGACUAGCCACUCCAAGUGCUUGGUCCCAAGUGAUGGUCCUAACGGUGUCCUGUCCUGUACCACUGGCCUGAGGGGGUUUCCAAUUUUAUCUCACCUGGAGGAAACAUCAGCAUUCAAGCAUGUGGAGAGGGGUCUCCAUAGUAGUUUAUCGUCCAGCAGUCGCUACAACCAGAUCCCACAGACAGGACUGCACUUUACAGAGAGGUUCUCCAUCCCCCAGUUUGAAGGCAUCAAGUCCUACUCAGCGGAAUGUAAUAUCCCAGUUAUGCCUUUCACUGUAUACAAUGGAGAGCUCCUGUACAGCACGCCAUAUUAUCCAUUCAAGUUCCACUUUAGCAACCUUAUCAAGUAUCCGGAGUCUAUGUCUUACUUCAAUACUGGGCCAGCUAUGACCCCAGAACUGGGCUCCAUCACCACCAGCAUAGACCGGGAGAUAGCAAUGCAUAACCAUCAACUCUCUGAAAUAGCAGCAGAAAAGAGCAGGACUGGGAGACUGGACACUUUAACUGGGGCCACAACCUCAGCCACAGGCAAACCCAAGAAAGGCCACUUGUGCCUAUACUGUGGGAAGCUCUACUCUAGGAAAUAUGGCCUAAAGAUCCACAUGAGGACUCAUACAGGCUACAAGCCACUCAAAUGUAAGGUGUGUCUGAGGCCCUUUGGAGACCCCAGUAACCUAAAUAAACACAUCCGACUGCAUGCAGAGGGCAAUACACCAUAUAGAUGUGAGCACUGUGGGAAGGUGCUGGUCAGAAGAAGGGACCUUGAGAGGCAUGUCAAAUCAAGACAUCCAGGCCACAGCCUCAGCACUAAAGAAGAGGUUCAUGGUGACCCUUCUUACCAACAACCAGACCCCAAGAGUGAGGACAAUGACAGUGAUGUGGACGUGUGCUUUACAGAUGAGCAAAGUGACCAGGACACAGGAGGCAGCAAAGAGCACUAAGGACUUUCUAUCAUGAAAUCUAAUAAUUAUAUAUAAAUAUAUGCAGAUGUAUAUAUACCUAUACGGAAUUUAAUAGGGCGUAUCUAUUUAUGUGCUUUUCAACAUAACCUCUUGGAACUUUAAUCCACAUAUGGACUUGUCAAGGAGGAAUUCAGUAAAUGCUGAAGCUGUGUGUAAGACUGUAUUAUAGAGAUUUUGUGAUCAAAGUAAGUUGCACGUUUAAUUAAAAUAGAUGAUACCUGAUUGUUUACAGCUUGUCUGCUCCAUCUCUUCAUAGGGGUACAGCUGGCAGCCCCAGAAUAUUGCUGUCAAAACAAAGUUCAUAUCACCUGAUCAUGACCUUCUUCCCAAUAAUCUACAUCUCACUAAAUUUCGUGCCUUCAUAUUUUUUCUAAAACAGAGCAUUUCAACAACCAGAGUAUAUCCGGCUUUCACUUCCAUUAAAUUGUCAAUUUAACAAAAGUCUUGACAAUGUCUGAUCCUAAUGUGUGGAGGAGACACGAGAUGAAAUGAACCUAUAUCCAAGAAACUGAAUUAUUGUAACAAAAUGCUCUUAGAUAUUAAGAGUUCUGUAGAGUUUUUAAUAAGCAAUGAUGUACAGUGAGUGAAGUUUAUUGGUCUUGGUUCAG